Molecule: messenger RNA, 1024 nt
Organism: Salvelinus sp. IW2-2015
Lineage: Eukaryota; Metazoa; Chordata; Actinopteri; Salmoniformes; Salmonidae
Source: RefSeq, a predicted model, not a curated record
UCUCCCCUCGCGCUCUCUCAGGGUCGUAGCCUGACGCACUCCGGGAGGACCGGCCUGCUUCACCACUGACACUUUCAGCCAGAGAGAGAAAGACAACUUUACAUUUCCAGAGACGGCGGUGCUCCCGGGGGUUCACUUUGAUAGUCGUCUCAUCCACUGCAUUUGCUUAUUUAGAUAUUCAGCACCGGUUGUCAACGGAGAUCAAGACGUUUGGAAAUCAAGUAGGACUGGAGGGAGGAUAUUAUGUUUAAAGCUGUAGAUGCGGGAUAAAGUUGUCAAUAAGAGCGGAAAAGGUAUAGCCUACAGCAUCGACUGGAUAGCUUUGGUUAAAGGUUUGUUAAGUCCCUUUGGCGUCGGGAUGAACAUGGGUACCUUGCGCGACCUCCAAUACGCGCUGCAGGAGAAGAUUGAGGAGCUGCGGCAACGGGACGCGCUCAUUGACGAGCUAGAACUGGAGCUUGACCAGAAAGACGAGCUAAUACAAAAACUACAGAACGAGCUGGAUAAAUACCGGUCCGUUAUCAAACCGGCAACCCAACAGGUCGUCAAACAAACUGAGCUGCACGAGCACCAGCGGACUAAGAGACAGGCGAUUUCUGCGGAACCCACCGCCAUCGACAUCCAGGAUCUUAGCCAUGUCAGGCUGCCUUUCUACCCCAAAAGUCCACAGUCCAAAGACCUGAUCAAGGAGGCCAUCUUGGACAAUGACUUCAUGAAGAACCUGGAGCUGUCUCAGAUCCAGGAGAUCGUGGACUGCAUGUACCCUGUGGAGUAUGGCAAAGACAGCUGCAUCAUCAAGGAGGGCGAUGUGGGCUCACUGGUCUACGUCAUGGAAGAUGAAAUCCUGCGACUAGUGAGGUCCGACCGCUCGACAACCUGCCCGCUUGACCCCAUCCCCUCCUCCCCUCUCCAGAACAUCUCUGGCUUUGCGUCUCAGGCUCUGCACACUCUUGGAUUGUCAUCUUACCUGGCAGACRGCUCCUACCAGCGCACAUCGUUACAGAAUAACYCCUCACUCACCUAA